AUGUCCAAGGUUAUGCGAAGCAUCAAAAAUGUGACCCAUGGGUACUCGAGCAUUCAGGCCAAGGUCCGCGAAGCGACCAGCAACGAUCCAUGGGGCCCGACCGGCACGCAGAUGAGCGAGAUUGCUCAGAUGACGUUCAAUACCUCGACCGAAUUCUAUGAGAUUAUGGACAUGCUCGACAAGCGCCUCAACGACAAGGGCAAGAAUUGGCGACACGUUCUCAAGGCCCUCAAGGUUCUCGACUACUGUUUGCACGAGGGCUCCGAGCUCGUGGUUACCUGGGCCCGCCAGAGCCUUUACGUCAUCAAGACUCUACGCGAAUUUCAGUACAUCGAUGAAGACGGGCGCGAUGUUGGUCAGAAUGUCCGUGUCGCCGCCAAAGAGCUCACAUCCUUGAUCCUCGACGAGGAGCGUCUUCGCGCUGAGCGAACCGACCGAAAGUCCUGGAAGUCCCGCGUUACCGGCCUGGAGGAGCACAUGCCCGAGCACAUGGGUUCUUCCUCGCAGCCCCAGCGACGGCCCAACAGACGCCCGCAGAACGAAGAAGACGACGCCGAAUACAGACUUGCGCUCGAAGCCAGCAGGGCUCAGGAAGAGGAGGAUCGCAAGAAGAGAGAAAGUAGACAGGGCGUCUCCGCCGACGACCCUGAUCUGGAAAAGGCGCUGAAGCUCAGCAAGGAAGAGGAUGAACGACGACGCCGCGAUCUCGAAGACCAGAAUGCAAACGCCCUUUUCGGCUUCGACGAACCAGCGCAGCCUUCGCAGCCCCAGCCCACCGGCCUCAACCAGGGCUACCAACAGGGCAACCAAGUCAACUUCAUGGGCAACCCCAUCGAUCAGAGCCAGAUGAUGGGCCAGCCUACAGGAUAUAUGCAGAACCCCUAUCAUACUGGCAUGGUGCCCAACCAGACCGGGUUCCCCAACUAUAACAACAACGGCUUCGGCAUGCAGCAGACAGGCAUGGGUAUGGAUCCAUACGGCCAGCAGCAGCAGCAGCAGCAGCAGUCGAUGCCUUCUUUCCAGCAACCCCAGCCCACAGGCUUCAACCCAUACGCACAACAGCAGAUGCAGCCUCAGCAGCCCACGGAACCUACGCCUCAGCCUGGUAGCAACAACCCGUGGGCUACCAACCAGUCUCAGCAGUCGCUGAAGCCUAUGCAGACUGGCUCGAACAACCCGUUCGCCCAGUUCAACAACCGUCCGCAGGCCUCGUCUCCCGUAUCUACACUUUCCGCCCUUCCGGAACAGAAAACUUUGUCUACCUUUGGCCAGCAGCAGCAACAGCAACAAUUCCCACAGGCGCAGCCUCAGCAGCCGCAGAUGAACUUUAACCAGUCUCAAGCCAGCCUCAACAAUCAGCCCAAGAAGGAGCUCAGCGACCACGAGAGCAGACUCAACGCCUUGCUAGCGUCUGGUGACGGCAUGGACACGUAUGGCAACACUGGUGAUAUCCGAAUUCCCGCGCAGCACACAGCCCCCGGCGUUUUUAUGAACAGUGCCGGCUCUGGUUCCGCGAGACUGCAGCCCGAUGCCACGGGCAACAACCCGUUUAUGCGCCAGCAGUUUACAGGUAUGCCCAACAUCAACUACGGAGGACAGAACGGGACGGCCAGCCAGCCGCAAAACAACCCCUUUGGCGCGCAGCAGCAACCACAAAGGCAGGGACAGCAACCUGGCCAGGACCUGAUUCAGUUUUAA
Messenger RNA from Akanthomyces muscarius, 1698 nucleotides. RefSeq lists its product as uncharacterized. Gene Ontology annotation, biological process: endocytosis; actin filament organization. The coding region runs from base 1 to 1698 and encodes 565 amino acids. Gene Ontology annotation, molecular function: clathrin binding; phospholipid binding. The transcript is spliced from 4 exons. The record is from RefSeq and is a predicted model, not a curated record. NCBI's taxonomy places the organism in Eukaryota, Fungi, Ascomycota, Sordariomycetes, Hypocreales, Cordycipitaceae. Gene Ontology annotation, cellular component: clathrin vesicle coat; plasma membrane; endosome.